AUGGCGCCGAGGGAGAAAGCGGUGGCAGCGGAGAAAGUGGGUGGUGGGAUAAAAGAGGGGCAUUUUCGUGGGGUGAGGAAAAGACCGUGGGGGAGAUAUGCGGCGGAAAUAAGGGAUCCUGGGAAAAAGAGCCGUGUCUGGUUGGGAACCUUUGACACGGCCGAGGAGGCAGCUAGAGCAUACGACAACGCCGCUAGGCAAUUCCGCGGCGCCAAGGCAAAGACAAAUUUCCCAUCUCCGGAUCUGAACAUGAAUGCUGAGAAUCUCAAGAAAAGCAAGGAUUUUCAUGGGAGUAAGAAAACUAUCCAAAGCCGGAGUCCCAGCCAGAGCAGCACCGUCGAAUCGGCCGGCCAUGAUAACUCGCCGGCGGUGAUGGAUUCCUCUCCCUUGGACCUCACUCUGGGUGGAUCCAGGAAGUUUCCCUUUCAGAACCAUGAUUACUUUGGCCCUUCACCGAUGCCCGGUCAACUCACCGGAAGGUUUGUUGGAAUUUUGCCGGUGCAAUCCCAGAUGCUCUACCUUAACGCCUUGUCGAAGCAAGAAAUGGUCAACCAUGUUAAUGGCCACCGGCUUAUGACUAUGGAUUUCCUUAAAGGAGGCAACGCGGCUGGAUUCGAAAGCGAAUCCGACUCAUCAGCUGUUGUCGAUGUGAAACCUAACUAUGGUCUUGGUCUUGGUCUUGGUCUUGGUCUCGAUCUCAACUUCCCACCACCACCCGAGAAUAUCUAA
Molecule: messenger RNA, 729 nt
Organism: Fraxinus pennsylvanica
Lineage: Eukaryota; Viridiplantae; Streptophyta; Magnoliopsida; Lamiales; Oleaceae
Source: the annotation of a GenBank genome assembly